Molecule: messenger RNA, 3930 nt
Organism: Erigeron canadensis
Lineage: Eukaryota; Viridiplantae; Streptophyta; Magnoliopsida; Asterales; Asteraceae
Product: pentatricopeptide repeat-containing protein At1g06710, mitochondrial
Exons: 5
Coding region: 1-2997 (998 amino acids)
Molecular function (GO): protein binding
Source: RefSeq, a predicted model, not a curated record
AUGAAAAAAACCUCACUAAAGACUUAUCUCAAUCUACCAAAACAACAUUCUUCCCAAUUCCCCACUUCAAUUUCUCCAAUUCCAAACCCUAAUUCAUCAAAUAUUUCCCGCCAAACUUCAUUUUUCAAGAAAUCAAUUAACACAUCAUCCACUGAUAAUUUGAAAGAACUGAUUGAUACCCAUUUUAAUUCACAAGAAGCACAGCCAAACCCACAAAUUGAUUCCAAAAGCGAUGAUAAUUUAAAUGAAAAUUUUGGAAUCUUGCAGAGUAUGUUGUCAGUACAAAAGACUGAAACUUGUAAGUAUACAGAUGCUUAUAUAAUAUGUAAUGCUAUUAGAGACAGUAAAGAUGUAUUUAGGGAAGAAACCCAGAAAUUUUUAAGUAAAUUUAGGGGGAAACUUAGUGAAUCUUUGGUUGUUGAUGUGUUGAAGUUGCUUAAAAAUGGCGAAUUAGCCGUAAAGUUUUUUAUAUGGGCAGGUAGGCAAAUUGGGUAUAGUCAUACUUUAGUUGUGUAUGAAACUUUGUUAGAUGUAAUGAGGUGUGAAAAUAGUGAUGGGAUCCCAGAUCAUUUGAUUCGGGAAAUUAAAGAUGAUGACGAUAAAGAAGUACUUGGAAAAUUGGUUAAUGUUUUGAUACGGAAGUGUUGUAAAAACGGGUCGUGGAAUGUAGCACUUGAGGAGCUUGGUAGGCUUAAAGACUUUGGAUACAAAGGUUCACGAGUGACUUAUAAUGCUUUGGUUCAAGUGUUUCUUGAAGCAGGUAAGCUGGAUUCAGCGGAUCUUAUUUAUCGGGAGAUGGGUGAUUUGGGAUAUAAAAUGGAUGCACAUACGUUGGGUUCUUUCGCGUAUUCUUUGUGUAAAAUUGGGAAAUGGAGGGAGGCGCUUGAUAUGGUGCAUAAGGAAAAGUUUGUUCCAGAUACUAAGUUGUAUACGAGGAUGAUCGGUGGUUUGUGUGAAGGUUCGUUUUUUGAAGAAGCGAUGGAAUUUUUGAACCGAAUGAGGUGUGAUUCUUGUGUACCUAAUGUAGUUACUUAUAGGACUUUGCUUUGUGGGUGUUUAAAUAAAGGAAAGUUGGGUAGAUGUAAGAGAAUUCUUAGUAUGAUGAUUGUAGAAGGUUGUUACCCGAGUCCUAAAAUAUAUAAUUCUCUUGUUCAUGCUUAUUGUAAAUCAGGAGAUUUUGCAUAUGCAUAUAAGUUGGUUAAAGACCCUGAAAGAUAUGGUGUUCAACCUGGUUAUGUAAUUUAUAACAUAUUUAUAGGUGGGAUUUGUGUAACUGAGCAGCCAGGUCCAGAAAAGUUAGAAUUGGCUGAAAUCGCUUAUGUUUUAAUGCUUAAGGGAGGUUUUGUGUUGAAUAAAGUCAAUGCUAUUAAUUACGCUCAAUGUCUUUGUGGGGUUGGGAAAUUUGAGAAAGCUUAUACUGUUAUUCAUGAAAUGAUGAAAAAAGGUUUUAUACCUGACACCGGUACUUAUAAUAAAGUCAUUAGCUUUUUGUGUGAUUCUUCUAAGAUCGAGAAGGCAUUUUGGUUGUUUAAUGAGAUGAAAAAGAACGGUGUUGUUCCAAAUGUUCACAGUUAUACAACAUUGAUUGACAGUUUUUGUAAAGCGGGAUUACUUCCGCAGGCUCGUAACUGGUUUAAUGAAAUGAUUACAAAUGGUUGUGCACCAAACGUGGUCACAUAUACUGCACUUAUUCAUGCUUAUCUCAAAGCUAAUAAGCUAACAGAUGCCAAUGAGUUAUUUGAAAUGAUGGUAUCAUGUGGUUGUUCUCCAAAUGUUGUCACACUCACGGCUCUGAUUGAUGGUCACUGUAAAAUUGGUCAAGUUGGAAAGGCGCUGCAAAUUUAUACAAGAAUGAAGGGUGAAGAAAUCCCUGAUGUAAAUAUGUACUUUAGAAGCACAGAAAAAAGCAACAUGCUGGAUCCAAAUGUUGUAACAUAUGGAGCUUUGAUGGACGGUUUGUGCAAAGCACAUAAAGCUGACGAGGCAGUCAAACUUUUGGAUGUGAUGUCUCUUGAAGGUUGUGAACCUAAUCGUGUCGUGUACGAUGCUUUAAUUGACGGGUUGUUAAAAGAAGGGAAGCUAGAGAAAGCAGAAGAAUUGUAUACAAUAAUGUGUGAGAAAGGAUAUAAUCCAAAUAUCUUUACUUAUGGGUCUAUGAUAGAUAAGAUGUUUAAAGAUAAUCGUUUGGAUCUUGCUUCACGGGUAUUAUCCAACAUGCAGAAAAAUUCUUGCCCGCCUAAUGUUGUAAUCUACACGGAAAUGGUUGAUGGGCUUUGUAAAGUUGGAAAGGUAGUUGAGGCUUAUCGCCUGAUGGAGAUGAUGGAGACUAAAGGUUGUAAACCAAAUGUUGUAACAUAUACAGCUAUGAUAAAUGGAUUUGGAAAAGUUGGUAAUGUUGAAAAAAGUCUUGAAAUUUUUAGACAAAUGGGCGGUAAAAGUUGUGCUCCAAAUUAUGUUACAUAUAGAGUUUUGAUUCACCAUUGUUGUGCAGCGGGCCUUUUGGAUGAAGCUCAUGAGCUUUUAGAGGAGAUGAAACAGACGUACUGGCCCAAACAUAUGUCCAGUUAUAGAAAGGUUGUUGAAGGUUUUAAUCGCGAUUUUUUGAUUAAUCUAGGUCUUUUAGACGGUAUAAGUGAGUAUGAUGAUGUGCCGGUUAUUCCAAUAUAUAAACUUUUGUUUGAUAGCUAUAGAAAGGCGGGAAAGUUAGAUGUGGCGUCAAAGUUACUUAAAGAAAUCUGCUCGUUAUCUUCUCCGUUGGAUAAAGAUCUGUAUAUUUCAUUAAUUGAGAGCCUUUCGGUUUCACAUAAGUUCGAGAAAGCUUUUGUGUUAUAUGCAGAGAUGAUAAGUAAAGGUGGUGUUCCUGAAUUGGGCCUUUUGGUCAACCUGGUCAAAGGUCUCGUCAGAGCCGACCAUUGGGAGGAAGCAAUUCAACUUUCACAUGGUCUAUGUCACAUGGAUAUUCAGUGGCUUCCAUAUAGAAACGAUAACGAGAAGUAGUAUUUGCAGUUGCUCGAAGUUGAGCUCAAUUCUGCAGUGACCCAAUGUGAAAAUGUGGCCCUAAUAGCCAUUCAUGAUUAUAACAAGAUGUUAACUGCCUGCCUAGGAAGGUUCUCCUUCUACCUAGUCAACAACAUCAGCUGUCUCUCUAUACUUAUGGAAUCAUUCAUUCAUUCAUUAAACUAAAAAACCCAAAACCAAGAAAGUGUGAGUGACAGUAUAUGCAGGACAGAAUACGCAGGCACAUUCACCUCUUGCUGGAUGCUAACUACAUUUGGGAAAAUUAAUUGAUAAAGAUGAUGUAUUUUUGGGGAAGCCAAGUAGGAUGCGGAGAUGGCUUUGUGGUUUUUUUCAAGUGGAGGAGACUGACCUGUCAAAUGACAAUGAACUUAAAAAUUUCCUAGCUACACAGAUGGGAACCAGAAGGGGAUGAAAGUACUUCCUGCAGUCAAAUCCGAAGUGCCAAAACCCAUGCCAACAAUUCAAGUGCCUGCAAUUUCAUUAGAUGAGCUGAAAAAAAAAACUGACAACUUUGGAUCAAAGGCAUUGAUUGGUGAAGGUUCAUAUGGAAAAGUUUUCUUUGCAGACUUGAAUAAUGGCAAAACGGUGGCCGUUUAGAACUCGAUGUUUCUACCGAGGAAGAAACUAGCAACGAGUUUUUGACCCAGGUAUUUCACUUGUCAGCAGUUAGUGUUGAUGCAGAUCAGAGAUUAACACGAGACCUGGAAAAGUUAAGCACUGACCUAUGAGGGCUUGUGACAAGAAUGGUAAAGGCAACUGUCGAUAUUCUAUGGUGAGGCCAUGUAUUAAUUCAUUUAAGUGUUAUUAUGUUAGUUUUUAUUAGUAUACGCUCAUUCUGCAAGACAUUUUUUAUAGUAUUCAAAUUGCUCAAGAAAGGUUUACAUUAGUGAUCAAUUUUUAAGUUAUGAGUCA